AUGGCCCAAAGCAGAACUCCCGUUUACCUCGGUCUCGUUGGUCUGGGUGCCGGUGCUUUCUACCUGUACAGAGCGGGUGGUGACCCCAAAGCCGCCACUCAAGAAUUGAAGGCCGACGCCAGCAAAGCCAGCGGUAAAGCCCCCAGCGGCGCGCGUGGUGUGGUUGCAGGCGAAAAUGCCGGAGCGGAGGGCACUGCUGUAAUUGAUGAAGCUGUCAACAAUGCCCGCUCGAGCGCCAAACCCGACGAACGCAUUCCCGAGAUCGCACAGCAGACAACCGGAAAACUUGAGGAUGCUAGGGACAAGUUGAAUGCAGGUGUUGACAAGCUCGACCGGAAGGUCGAGGAGAAAGCUACGGAGGCGAAGAGCGGGUUGUCGGGGUGGUUUGGGAAGUAA
Aspergillus chevalieri is the source of this 396-nucleotide messenger RNA. RefSeq lists its product as uncharacterized. The transcript has 3 exons. Lineage: Eukaryota; Fungi; Ascomycota; Eurotiomycetes; Eurotiales; Aspergillaceae. The record is from RefSeq and is a predicted model, not a curated record. The coding region runs from base 1 to 396 and encodes 131 amino acids.